Messenger RNA from Aspergillus saccharolyticus JOP 1030-1, 682 nucleotides. RefSeq lists its product as uncharacterized. The transcript has 3 exons. Lineage: Eukaryota; Fungi; Ascomycota; Eurotiomycetes; Eurotiales; Aspergillaceae. Bases 107 to 463 code for a protein of 118 amino acids. The record is from RefSeq and is a predicted model, not a curated record.
CUUCCUCCCUCAGCUUUCACUCUGAGACUGUAACCAACCUCCACCUCAGUCGCACCCCAUCAUCAUCAUCAUCAUCAACAUCCAUUAAAUACCGUCCAUCAAAAUCAUGCCCACCGAACCCCGAACCUAUGUGUCCGGUGGCCGCGUCCUCGGAAGCCCCCCACUCUCCCUCCGAGUCUAUCGCUUCCUCGAGAGUAUCUACAUGUUUGUGGGCUUGUAUCUCGUAAGCUUAUUCUCGACCGAUCCCUACACUGCGGCACAGAAUUCGAGAUUCAACAUUCAUCGUGCUGGGAAGAGCGAUGGGUCGGGGCGCACAUCGGGAUGGGGAUUUGGGUUCGGCGGUAGUGGCGGCGGCGGCGGCGGUGGCGGUGGUGGCCCUGGAAGGGGUCCCGGGGGAUUUGGACCUCGCAAGCUUGGCCGGGUCGAUGAUAUUCGGGGGCCGGAGUGUGGGAGCUGUCGUUGAGCAGUCCAUCGAUUUGUGUUGAUGUGGUAUGUGCUGCUUGGUGCAGGAUUCAUUGUGGCGCUGGGAGUUUCUCGAUGUUUGGAGGGGUAUACAAAUUUCAUCCAUCAUGUUACCAAUUCCGAGGGGAGAAAUGGGGGGCGAGGGUUGAGCUGUAAAAGUCUUAGGGACGUUGGGGAAAGUGAUUGUAGAGUGGGGAUCGACAGCUGUUUGAUCACAACU